Messenger RNA from Micropterus dolomieu (smallmouth bass), 1860 nucleotides. RefSeq names its product kelch-like family member 40b (gene klhl40b). Gene Ontology annotation, molecular function: protein binding. The coding region runs from base 22 to 1860 and encodes 612 amino acids. The record is from RefSeq and is a predicted model, not a curated record. Lineage: Eukaryota; Metazoa; Chordata; Actinopteri; Centrarchiformes; Centrarchidae. The transcript is spliced from 6 exons.
AACUCCCCCUUGCCAGCAACAAUGGCUCUACCAAUAAACCCCAUGGACGAACCCAGGAUGUACCAGCAGACAUUGCUCCAGGACGGCCUGUACGACCUGCUGGAGAAUGAGAAGCUGGUCGACUGUGUGCUGAAGAUCAAAGACAAGGAGUUCCCCUGCCACCGGCUGGUCCUGUGUGCCUGCAGCUCGUACUUCCGCUCCAUCUUCCUGUCUGACCUGGAGGAGAGCAAAAAGAGAGAGAUUGUCUUGGAGGAUGUGGAGCCAGGGGUCAUGGGGUUGAUCCUCAAAUACCUGUACACCUCCAAAAUCAAUGUGACAGAGCAGAACGUCCAGGACAUCUUCGCAGUGGCUAAUGUGUACCAGAUCCCUUCAAUUUUCACUGUAUGUGUGUCUUUCCUACAAAAGCGCCUGAGCCUCAGCAACUGCCUGGCUAUCUUCAGGCUCGGCCUGAUGCUGGACUGUCCCAGGUUGGCUAUCUCUGCUCGAAACUACGCCUGUGAGCGUUUCCAGCUCAUCUCCAGAGAUGAGGAUUUCCUCCAGCUGCUCCCCAGUGAGCUGGCAGCCAUUUUAGCAAAUGACAAACUGAACGUAGAGACAGAGGAGGAAGUGUUUGAAGCUUUGAUGAAAUGGGUGUCCUGGGACACGGAAAGCAGAGAGAAAGAGCUGCCAGGUUUGCUGGAUUGCGUUCGUUUGCGUCUGGUCAACGAGGAUUACCUGAAGGAAAAAGUGGAGAAACACAAACUGAUCUCCUCUAAUCCUGAGUUGCAGCAGAAACUCCAGCUGGUCUGGGAUGCUCACGCUGGGAAAAUGCCAGAGGUUAAAAAAAGCAAGAAGGAGGACGGCGGAGCGGAGAAAGCUGGAGAGAAUGAGGAUGUAGAGGAAGAAGAGGUUCUUCUCCCAGGUAUCUUGAAUGACAACAUGCGAUUUGGCAUGUUUGUCAGGGACUUGAUCCUAAUGGUGAAUGAUACAGGUGCAGUGGCCUACGAUCCGACAGGGAACGACUGCUUUGUGGCAUCACUGUCCACACAGAUUCCCAAAAACCACAUCAGCCUGGUCACCAAGGAGAACCAGAUCUUUGUGGCAGGAGGAUUAUUCUUUGAUGAACAGAACAAAGAGGACCCACUGUGCUCUUAUUUCCUACAGUAUGACCCGGUCAGCGCUGAUUGGCUGGGGAUGCCUCCCAUCCCGUCUCCCCGCUUCCUUUUUGGGCUGGCUGAGGCCGAGAACUCCAUCUUUGUGUUGGGAGGGAAGGAACUGAAGGAGCAGGAGCUCAUGCUGGACUCAGUUUUGGUCUAUGACAGACAAUCUUUUAAAUGGGGUGAAUCAGAGCCAAUCCCUUAUCAAGUCUAUGGACAUGCAACCAUAUCACAUAAUGAUGUUGUUUAUGUGAUUGGAGGAAAGGGAGACAACAAGAGCUGUCUAAAGCAGAUGUGUGCAUAUGACGCCAAGAGAUUUGAAUGGAAAGAGCUUGCACCCAUGAAGGUUGCUCGUUCUUUAUUUGGAGCCACCGUUCAUAAUGACAAAAUAUAUGUGGCAGCAGGAGUCACCGACACUGGGCUGACGGACUCUGUGGAGGUCUACGACAUCGCUGCCAACAAGUGGUCAGACUUUGUAGCGUUUCCCCAGGAGCGUAGCUCUCUGAACCUGGUGUCUUUGACUGGCUUCCUCUAUGCUGUAGGAGGUUUUGCCAUGAUGCCUUUAGAGGACAGCGACGAGAUCCUUCCCAAAGAGAUGAACGACAUCUGGAGGUUUGAUGAGACAGAGAGGAAGUGGAAUGGGAUCCUCAGAGAGAUCCAGUACGCUUCAGGGGCCACUAUUCUGGGGACCCGCCUCAACACCCUGCGUCUCACCAAGAUGUAA